CAUAAGUAAAAGUGUCGUAUAUCUAGGAUUUAGACCAGUAUAAAUACCUGGUGGAUUCGUGCAAAAAAAAUUAUUACGUAUAGAACUCCAGAUCGCAUCUCUUAAUUUAAAAAAACAUUUAAAACUAAAAAUAAUUCUGUUGUUCUCAUUGAAUAGAGAAUGUCGAGGUGUUACGUAGACAAUGAACAAAACAGAAAAUUAGGGAGAGUUGGAAAACCAAUAGGUACUGCUGUCAAUAGAGCUGGGAGCAGUACUUCAAGAUCUACUGACAUCCUGACGCCUCAAAUGGGGCAACUAGCAUUAAAUAAUGGCAGCAGCAAUGUGUACAAAGAUAACGCCUUGAAUCGAAAGCUUGGACGUGUUGGUCUGCCACUUGGAUCAAUGUCACAAUCCUCACAAGGCGCUACAGCUGCUACAUCUAAAACCAAAACCAGCAGUUCAGCCAGCUCCUCUGGGAAAGUGUAUGCAGACAAUGACUACAACAGAAAGCACAACAGAGUUGGUAAACCACUAGGUAGUGUGCCAAUACCAGCCAACACCCAAGUGUACAAGGACACACCUUUGAACCGCUCCUUGGGUAGGGUUGGAAAACCGUGGGGAACCUAUGCAAACAAGAAAGGGCCACAUGCAGAUUUGCUACAAAAGUUGAUGUAUAUGAAAGAGGGCGACGAUUUUCCCGAGGGCGUUGAGGAAAUUUAUGAAAAAAAUAAACUUGCUAAAGAUUUCAUCAACAACUACUUGGAUCUGAUAAAGAGAGAGAAAACGGUCAGAGAAUGGCUGGAGCAAAAAGGAACAGGGUGGAAGGCUCAGUCUCAUUUAUCUCUGCAAACCCUUGAAAAAUACAAGGGUAACGUCAUCCCUUUUGAGGAGUUUGAGUUAAUUUCACAGAUAGGGAGCGGGGGGUUUGGGGUAGUUCACAUGGCGGAAUGGAAAGAUGGAGAGAUCGUAGCCGUGAAGAAGCUGAACGUAGAACGAGUGUCUGAAAAGAGAAGAAAACAGUUUGAAGAUGAGAUUGCACUGUUUUGUACCUUGCAGCAUCCAAAUAUUGUUGGGUUUUUGGGAGCCUGUGUGGUGAGCCCCAAUCUGGCCAUUGUCAUGGAAUACAUGGAUUUGAGCCUUCAUGAAGCUCUGCAUAUGAAAAAAGUGGAAUUUGAUGAUAAAGAAAAACUAAGUAUAAUGAGAGAUGUAGCACAAGGCAUUGAUUAUUUACAUGAGAAGAGCAUCGCUCAUUGUGACCUGAAAACACAAAAUGUUCUUCUCAAAAAUGUUCCUGGUCAAGAAAUAACGGACCCACAAGAAAUGGUUAUUGCAAAAUUAACAGAUUUCGGUCUAAGUAUGAUGAAAAAGGAAAUGGGAUCCGGCGCUUCUGCUGGCACCGCUGUGAGUAACAUUGGAACACCAAGAUAUUCAGCACCAGAGGUUCUCCGGGGUGAAUUGUUGAAUGUGGAGCAGCUGAUGAAAGCUGAUGUUUACUCUGAAGGUCUACUCAUCUUAGAGCUGGUGGUUGAGGAAAUAGCUUUUGAAGAUUUGACCAUACAACAGCUGAGGGUCCAAGUUGGGGAGAAAAAUUUGAAGCCUGACAUUCCCAGAGGUCUGACACUAGACAAGCAACUGAAGGAGAUGUUGGAGAAAUGUUGGAGCAGCAAAGCAGAUGACAGACCAUCAUCACAUUCUGUCUGCCUGAUGGUUGAUAAUAUUAAUAACCUUAUCAUUGAGAAGUGAAUAAUGGCGAAUACAUAUUUCUGUGUAACCCCCAGUGGGUACAAUUUUUGUCAAGCUUCUAUCAUUUACUCUAUGCUAUUAAUGCCUAACAUUUCCAUAUUUAAACAAAAACACUAGUAUACUUUCAAGAAGCUCAAA
This is a messenger RNA of Physella acuta, 1860 nucleotides long. RefSeq lists its product as uncharacterized. The record is from RefSeq and is a predicted model, not a curated record. Gene Ontology annotation, molecular function: protein serine/threonine kinase activity; ATP binding. Gene Ontology annotation, biological process: protein phosphorylation. NCBI's taxonomy places the organism in Eukaryota, Metazoa, Mollusca, Gastropoda, Physidae.